AUGAGCCAAGAAAUAAUAGCGGAGAGAAAGCGCCAGGAGCUUGCGAACCCAAUUCUCCCAAUGCCCUCAUCUUCCACUCCGCCAGUGCAAAUUAAAUCCGGAAUGCUAACAAAGAAUGUUGUCAUUUCAGGAAUUCUUAAAGGUCCUGCUAGCCCGAAGGCCAAUAAACGAGUCUCCUUUUCUGGGUUUAGAAAAGUCAGGUAUUUCCUUUCACCUGAGAAAAGGCGAUUGACUGCUCACGAUUUACCACCUUCCAUCCUUGGCGCAAUGUCCGACCCCACGAGCUCAGGUAAUAAAGAACCCGAAACCAAAAGUGCUAAAGAACUGGAGAUCUUGACUGAAAGUGCUGCAGAGCACAAUCGACGAACCCCUAAAAUGUGUGCUGAAGCUGAAGCGAAAGCAGAUACGAGUAGCGAUCGAACUCGCUUUAACGUCCAAGAUCACUCCACGUGUGAGAAUUCCACGGUGUGUAUUUCACUUUCUUUUCCCUUUGCAACUUUAUUUGCACAAAAAUUUGACUCAAAUUGUCCUUAA
Messenger RNA from Rodentolepis nana, 534 nucleotides. Lineage: Eukaryota; Metazoa; Platyhelminthes; Cestoda; Cyclophyllidea; Hymenolepididae. The record is from the annotation of a GenBank genome assembly.